This is a messenger RNA of Oncorhynchus kisutch (coho salmon), 5896 nucleotides long. It is a transcript of the gene zfr, whose product is annotated as zinc finger RNA binding protein. The record is from RefSeq and is a predicted model, not a curated record. Gene Ontology annotation, cellular component: precatalytic spliceosome. The coding region runs from base 72 to 3533 and encodes 1153 amino acids. Gene Ontology annotation, molecular function: single-stranded RNA binding; double-stranded RNA binding; zinc ion binding. Lineage: Eukaryota; Metazoa; Chordata; Actinopteri; Salmoniformes; Salmonidae. The transcript is spliced from 22 exons.
UUCCUGGUCCGACCUUCUCAUAUAAAUACGCAGGGUUACAAGACAAGAGUUCGUCAGAAAAUACGAACCCAAUGAUUCCUAUAUGUCCAGUGGUCUCCUUCACCUAUGUGCCCAGCCGGCUUGGUGAAGAUGCCAAAAUGGCUACCGGCAACUACUUUGGAUUUACCCACGGUGGUGCUGCACAGUACAGACACUUGACUGCUAUUCAACCAGAUUUUCCACAUGGAUCGAACUGUUGCUUCUGUCAGCAGCCAGCUGCGGGGGUGGCCUACACCCACCCUACCACCGUGGCCAGCUACACCGUACACCAGGCACCGAUGGCAGCCCACUCCGUGGCAGCAGCCUACGCUCCCACCGGCGCCACAGUCGCCGUAGCCAGGCCUGCCCCUGUCGCCGUGGCAGCAGCAGCCACUGCCGCAGCCUACGGAGGGUACCAGGCGGCGCACGCCACCGCUGACUACGGCUACGCACGCCAGCCGGACGUCCCCCCGCCGCCCCCCCCUGUCACGUCCCAGAACUACCAGGUAGGAUACCAGGAUUCCUACUCCUACGUACGGUCCACGGCCCCAGCGGUAACCUACGACCCCAAGCAGUACUACCAGCAACCCGUAGCUAGCUCUGCGGUAGCCGCUGCGGUGGCCGUACAGCCCCAACCCACAGCCGAGUCCUACUACCAGACCGCCUCCCUUAACACCUCCUGGGACACCACGUGGAAGAAAUCCCUACCAGCCCCGAAGACAGGCUACAGCCAGGCCAGUCUGACCCCCUACACCCAGACGCAACAGUCUCGUCAGGUGACGGCCAUCAAGCCUGUCACUCCCUCCCCAGCUUCUUCCACAUUCUCCAUUUACCCCGUGUCCACUGUACAGCCUGUGGCUGCCGUCGCCUCCGUCGUCCCCUCCUACUCUCAGAGCCCCACCUACUCCACCAACGCGGUCACGUACUCUGGUAAGCACGACAUGCAAGCCGUAACCAGCAUGCACUACCUGCCAACUACCUACUCAACCAACGCAGUCACGUACUCCCAGAGUCCUACGUAUAGUACCAACCCCGUCGCCUACUCUGGUACGUCGUACUCGGGCUACGAGGCUGCGGUGUACUCUGCUGCUUCUACCUACUACCAGCAACAACAGCAGCAGCAGAAACAGGCUGUGGCGGCUGUCGCAGCUUCAGCAGCCUGGACAGGCAGCUCCUUCACCAAGAAACCUCCCUUCCAGAGCAAGCAGCUGAAACCCAAGCAGCCCCCCAAACCACCACAGAUCCACUACUGUGAUGUCUGCAAGAUCAGCUGCGCAGGGCCCCAGACCUACAAGGAGCACCUGGAGGGCCAGAAGCACAAGAAGAAGGAGGUGGCCCUGAAAGUCUCACAGAGCAGCAGCAGCAGCAGUAGUGGAGGUGGAGGAGGCUCAGCCCGGGGGACUCAGAACCAGCUCCGCUGUGAGCUCUGUGACGUCUCCUGCACCGGGGCAGAUGCAUACGCUGCACACAUCCGAGGAGCCAAGCACCAGAAGGUGGUGAAGCUCCACACCAAGCUGGGGAAGCCCAUCCCUUCCACAGAACCAAGUGUAGUGACCCAAACCUCCACGACCUCCUCCUCCAAGACUCCUGUCUCCUCCUCUACCACCCCCACAGGCUCCACCUCCAACUCCUCCUACCUGAAGCCGGUUAACAUCGUGAGCCAGGGUGGUGCGGGGGCCGGACUGGGGAAGGGUCUAGUGGGGAACAACCUAUCAGCAGCCAAUGCCACCACAGCUGUCAAGAAGGUCAACACCCCCAAGAUCAACUUUGUCGGGGGAAACAAGCUCCAGACUACCGGGAAGGUGGAGACAUCCAAGCCUCCUCCGCCCUCAUUGGUCCCCCAACCUCAGGAGACAAAGAACGAGUCCUCUGAUUCGCUGUCUACCCUGGCCGCCUUGCAGAAUGACGUGCAGCCCGUUGGACACGACUAUGUGGAAGAGGUGCGUAACGACGAAGGCAAGGUGAUCCGGUUCCAUUGUAAGCUGUGUGAAUGCAGCUUCAACGAUCCCAACGCCAAAGAGAUGCAUCUGAAGGGCAGGAGACACCGCCUGCAGUAUAAGAAAAAGGUGAACCCGGAGCUACAGGUGGAGGUGAAGCCCUCUAUCAGAGCCAGGAAGAUCCAGGAAGAGAAGAUGAGGAAACAGAUUCAGAAGGAGGAAUACUGGAGGAGGAGAGAGGAAGAGGAGAGAUGGAGGAUGGAGAUGAGGUACGGCGAGAUAGGACGUUAUGAGGAGGAGAUGUACUGGCGUCGUAUGGAGGAGCAGCACCACUGGGACGACAGACGUGGGGGCCCCAGGAUGCCAGGGGACGGACCAUACCUCCAGGGGACCCCUGGCCCACCUGGUCUACUGGGGGUUCGGCCUGGCAUGCCCAUCCCUCAGCCACAGGGACCUGUGCCUCCCCGUCGGCCGGACUCCUCAGACGACCGUUACGUGAUGACGAAGCACGCGACCAUCUACCCCUCUGAGGACGAGCUGCAGGCCAUCCAGAAGAUCGUCUCUAUCACAGAGAGAGCCCUCAAACUGGUCUCAGACAUCAUCAUCGACCAGGACAAGACCAAGGAGACUACUGGGGAGGACAAGGAUACAAAAGAGGUUCCCAAGACUCCCCAAGACCGAGCUCUGAAGGGGGUGAUGAGGGUGGGGGUCCUGGCUAAAGGACUGCUGCUCUGUGGAGACAACAAUGUCAACCUGGUCCUGCUUUGCUCAGAGAAACCCACCAAGAACCUGCUAAGCCGCAUAGUGGAGCAUCUUCCCAAGCAGCUGACGGUGGUGACCCCAGAGAAGUACGAGGUGAAGGGUUCCAUCGAGAACUGUUCCAUCAUCCUGACGUCAGAAGCCGACCCCAAAAUGACAGUCACCAUCACCCUGACCUCCCCCAGCAUCCGAGAGGAGGAGGAGACCCCUACCACACCCCCGCCACGGGACGGAGAUGUAACCUUGGUGAAAGACCCAGAGGACGUCUUGGACAGGCUAAAAUGCCUUGCCGCUCUGGCGGCUCUGCGGCACGCUAAGUGGUUCCAGGCUAGAGCGAACGGACUCCAAUCCUGUGUGAUUGUUAUUCGUAUCCUGCGUGACCUCUGUCAGAGGGUCCCCACAUGGUCCGCCUUCCCCAGCUGGGCCAUGGAGCUGUUGGUAGAGAAGACCAUUAGCAGUGCCUCUGGCCCCCUGAGCCCAGGCGACGCACUGAGACGAGUCUUUGAAUGUAUUUCUUCUGGGAUUCUGCUACCCGGUGGCCCGGGAUUGGUCGACCCGUGUGAGAAGAACCCCACUGAUACCCUGACAGCCAUGGAGGAGCAACACAGAGAGGACAUCACCUCAAGUGCCCAGUUUGCUCUGCGGCUGCUAGCCUUCCGUCAGAUCCACAAGGUGCUGGGCAUGGACCCACUGCCCCAGAUGAAACCCCGCUUCAACGUCUGCACCAACCGCAAACGUCGCCGUGACAACAGCGACGGAACGGACGGAUUCGAGGGUGAAGGGAAGAAGGACAAGAAGGAUUUCGACAGCAGCUGCUAGGACCUGCCCCCCCCCCCCCCUCUCUCUCCACCACCCCACCACCCCAAUUCAUUUAAAGUUGUGUGUGUGUGUGGCCACGUUUCAGGCUGGCUACAUUGCAUUCACCUGCCGGAAUCUCACGACACCUGGAUGUGUGUUUUUAAGAUGAGCGCUAACCAUAAUCAUAUAGCACUCUGAUGAUGGAUUGCACAGGCAAUAACGUGGCGUGCAACCAUUGGUUGAUGCCUGCACUGCAAUGUAGUCUGCCUGGAACGAGCCCUAUGUACUUCUGGUACCUACAGGUGGGUUUGUGUAAAUGCUCAAGACCAACAUCGGACAGGGCCUGGUCCUGUAAGCCAUGAGUAAAUCAGGGUUGUAUUCAUUUGGGCACGUAACAGAAUGUUUUUAAACAUUUUGCAAUGGGGGGGGGGGAAGAAAACAACUGAGCAUUUCUAUUGUCAGUCCGUUUUCUUCCUUUUUGGUCCCAAAUGAAUACGACCCAGGCUUGACUGAAUAGGCCUAAUGCAGUACCCAGUUUGUCCACGAUGUUCUGUUUUGGUAGUGAUUUGAUAUGACCUGUGGUUGGGACCUAUAAACAUCUCCUUCCUAGCUGAUUCUAUUUCCCCAGUAGAAGUUACCACGACAACGGGGCUUCCUUUUCCUUCUCCUUUUUAGACUUAUUGUCUGUCUUUGUUGAUGUUAUUUUGUGUUACAGACUUUCCAGUCUUUUUCCGAGUUCCCGAAAACGUAAACUAGAGUGAGAUCUCUUUUUUUUGUUCCAGUUGUUGAUUUUAGAUCAGGAAGAUCUACGGUAAAUGUUGAUGCAUCACAUGCAUGUUAUUUCUAGUUGCAUAUAUUCAGUGUUGGCUGUUUUGUAGUACAUUUAAAUACCCAUUUAUGAAGCACAUAAUUGGAUCAGUCACCAGUAAAUGUUUUAUUUUCCUAUGAGCUGUCAUUUUGAAUAUGCUCUUCUUUUUAAGUGUCAUGAUGCUUGUUAAAAGUAGCGUAAAAGCUACAGUCUUGUCCCAUUUUUGUUGUUUUGUUAUGGCCAGACUGCAACGUGUUCUAGUGUUUAACACAGGCUCCUUAACUGUGGUGUUUGUACUACAUUUCUGAGGAAAACACUGAUUCCUAAUUUGUUGUUUUGAACGUAGCUCUCUCUAAUAUAUAUAUCUAUAUAUAUAUCGAUGAUAAUCUUGCAAUAGAUCAUUGUUUUAGUUUGGAAGAACUCACUUUCAGAUUUUGUUAUUUUGGCUUUUAACAUUUUGGUUUAACAUAAUGGGACAUUUGUUGGCUUGCCCCAAAUCUAGGUUUAACGCUGCGUACAUAUAGUUCAUUUGAAUAAUGUAUAGAAAUUGAAAAACCGAUUGGAUUAAAAAAAGACGAGCGUAACGUUGUUGUUUUAAACGUAGAUCCAUUUAAUGUUUGACUGUCAGCCUGUCUCUGCCUGCCGCUCUCUGCCUCUCCCUCUCUCUCGGUCUCUCUGCCUCUCUCCCUCUGUCUGCCUGCCACUCCCUCUCUGCCUGCCACUCCCUCUCUGCCUGCCUCUCCCUCUCUGCCUGCCUCUCCCUCUCUGUCAGCCUGUCUCUGCCUGCCUCUCCCUCUCUGUCAGCCUGUCUCUGCCUGCCUCUCUCUCUCUGUCUGCCUCUCUCUGUCUGCCUCUGCCUCUCUGUCUGCCUCUCUCUGCCUCUCUGCCUCUCCCUCUCUGCCUGCCUCUCUCUCCCUCUCUGCCUCUCCCUCUCUGCCUGCCUCUCUCUCCCUCUCUGCCUCUCCCUCUCUGCCUGCCUCUCUCUCCCUCUCUGCCUCUCUCUCCCUCUCUGCCUGCCUCUCUCUCCCUCUCUCUCUGCCUGCCUCUCUCUCUGCCUGCCUCUCCCUCUCUGCCUGCCUCUCCCUGCCUGCCUCUCCCUGCCUGCCUCUGCCUCUCCCUCUCUGCCUCUCCCUCUCUGCCUCUCUGUCUGUCCCUCUCUGCCUGCCUCUCUCUGCCUCUCUGUCUGCCCCUCUCUGUCUGCCUCUCUCUGCCUCUCUGUCUGCCCCUCUCUGCCUGCCUCUCUCUGCCUCUCUGCCUGCCUCUCUCUCCCUCUCUGCCUCUCCCUCUCUGCCUGCCUCUCCCUCUGUCUGCCGCUCUCUCGGUCUGUCUGCUUCUCUCUCAAUUCAAGGUGUUUUCUUGGCAUGGGAAACAUAUGUUUACAUUGCCAAAGCAAGUGAAGUUGAUAAACAAAAGUUCUCUCUCUCUCUCCUCCCUUCUCGUCGGUCUCUCGUGUGCUGCCUGUCAGUCAGCCUUUCGUGCUCGCUCUGUGCCUGUUUGUCUGUCUGUCUGUCUGUCUUAGUACCUCCACUUUACCAUGGUCGGAAUAAAGACAUUUCCUGAAUGAAGGACUUCUGGA